Dinoponera quadriceps is the source of this 2671-nucleotide messenger RNA. RefSeq names its product prolyl endopeptidase. Lineage: Eukaryota; Metazoa; Arthropoda; Insecta; Hymenoptera; Formicidae. Gene Ontology annotation, cellular component: cytosol. The transcript has 13 exons. The coding region runs from base 82 to 2460 and encodes 792 amino acids. The record is from RefSeq and is a predicted model, not a curated record. Gene Ontology annotation, biological process: proteolysis. Gene Ontology annotation, molecular function: oligopeptidase activity; serine-type endopeptidase activity.
UCGAUUUCGUUUUUCGACAUCGCCAUCUCUAGUGUGGGCUGAGCUUUACUAAACCUAUAUUUGCCAGAGCCUAAAAGCAAGAUGUACUCCGUAAUACGCUCGUUCGUCGGAUCUUUCAGACGAGAAAUAAUCAAGACUUUGAAUGGCGAGACAGGGAUCGUUAAACAUUACAAACAUUCGCAACCGGCACGUUCCGUUACGUUUAUUACGUUUACAUCUGCUCAUGUGAGAUUUUACGACCGAACGUCGAUAAGGUCUUUCGCAGGUUAUCAGAAUCAGCGGUCACACUCACACGCGGCGAAUUACCGUGAAUCGAAGGACAAAAGUCGAUCGGAAAUUAUGGCGAGGAUACAAUACCCCGUGGCGCGCAGGGACGAGAGCAUCGUCGAUGACUAUCAUGGCAUCGAGAUAGCAGAUCCUUACAGAUGGCUGGAGGAUCCAGAUUCGGAAGAAACUAAGGCAUUUGUCGAAGCUCAGAAUACUAUUACGAAGCCGUAUCUGGCUUCAUGUAGUGUACGUAAUAAUAUUCACACAAGAUUGAAACAGCUGUGGGAUUUCCCAAAAUAUUCGUGUCCAGCCAAGUAUGGUGGGAAAUAUUAUUUUUAUAAAAAUACUGGUUUACAAAAUCAGAGUGUUCUAUAUGUACAAGAUACUCUUGAGAGUGAACCAAGAGUGUUCCUUGAUCCUAAUACUUUCUCUGAGGAUGGGACCGUCGCAAUUACCAGUAGUAGUUUUAGCGAGGACGGUAGCAUAUUCGCGUAUGGUCUGUCUAAGAGCGGCUCUGAUUGGAGUACAAUCCAUUUCCUCAAUGCAGAAACCGGCGAAAAGUAUCCCGAAAUCUUGGAAAAGGUAAAAUUCUCACCCAUCACAUGGACUCAUGACAAUCGGGGCAUUUUUUACGGCCAGUAUCGGGAUCAGCAAGGGAAAACCGAUGGUUCGGAAACGUUAGGUAAUCAAAAUCAAAAGUUAUGCUACCACAUCGUUGGUACACCGCAAUCGGAUGACGUCGUCGCGGUCGAGUUCCCUGAGGAACCGUUAUGGAGGAUAGGUGCACAAGUAUCCGAUUGUGGUAAAUGGCUCAUCGUUACCCCUUUGAAGGACUGCAGGGAUAAUUUAGUAUUUUUUACGCCAUUGAAAGCUGGAAUGGAGAUAUCUACGAAUUUACCAUUGACACAGGUUGUUGAUGUACUCGAAGCCGAUUACGAAUAUGUGACUAACGUUGGUACCAAAGCUGUGUUCCGCACAAAUAAAAAUGCUCCUAACUACAAGUUGAUAGCUAUAGAUUUGUUAGACUAUGGGCAAGACAGGUGGGUCGAUCUUUUGCCGGAGCAUCCUGAGAAUGUGCUAGACUGGGCCACCGCUGUGGACGGAGAUAAGUUUGUUGCCUGUUACAUACAAGAUGUUAAGAAUAUUUUGCAACUGCACUGUUUGAAUACCGGUAAUGUACUUAGAACAUUCCCUCUUGAUCUCGGCACUGUCGUCGGUUUCUCGGGAGAGAAGAAGUAUUCUGAAAUAUUCUAUCAGUUUACAUCAUUCUUAACACCCGGCAUCAUAUAUACCGUAGAUUUGAAGAAAGAAGAAGAGCCACGAAUAUUGCGAGAAAUUAAGGUGGAACACUUCGAUGCGAGCUUAUACAAGACUAGUCAAGUAUUUUAUCCAAGCAAGGACGGCACAAAAAUCCCCAUGUUCAUAGUAACAAAGAGCGACACUGUAUUGGACGGAAGCAUGCCGGCCUUGCUUUACGGGUACGGCGGUUUCAAUGCAAGCAUACAGCCUACGUUCAGUGUAACGAGACUCGUUUUUAUACAACACUUAGACGGAGUGCUCGCUGUCGCCAACGUUCGCGGAGGAGGGGAAUACGGGGAAAAGUGGCACAACGCCGGUCGCUUCUUCAAUAGGCAAAACGUCUUCGACGAUUUCCAGUAUGCGGCCAAGUAUCUCGUGGAGAACGGAUACACCACAUCGGCGAAGCUGACGAUUCAGGGCGGCAGUAACGGCGGUCUGGCGGUCGCCGCUUGUAUAAACCAACGACCUGAUCUGUUCGGCGCGGCUAUAGCUCAAGUGGGAGUCAUGGAUAUGCUGCGUUUCCACAAGUUUACCAUCGGUUCGGCCUGGGUCUCGGAUUACGGGAGCUCGGAUGACCCGAAGCAUUUCCAGAAUCUGUUGAAGUACUCACCGUUACACAACGUCAAAGUGCCACAGGACGACGCACAGUACCCGGCAACGUUACUUCUUACGGCCGAUCACGAUGAUCGUGUCGUGCCGCUGCACACCCUCAAAUUGAUAGCGACUCUUCAGUAUACGCUUGGAAACGUACCGCAGCAGACUAAUCCUUUGCUCGCGAGAAUAGAUACCAAGGCAGGUCAUGGCGGUGGGAAACCAACCAUGAAAGUGAUUGAAGAGAGCACGGACAUCUUAUCGUUUAUCGUGCAAUCCUUGGGCUUGGUAUUCAAAUCGUAAUCAAUACUUAAGAGAGCACACACGGAUUCGAUAUGUUGCGUAAAAAUAAUUGCAAAAAUCAAAGAACUAUAAUGUGAUACACGUCACUGAGUUCUACGUGGUUAUUGUGUGUAACGCGAUGCAUUGUUGCGAAUUCAUCAAUCAUGCUUCGAUCACAAAUUGUUUUAUAACAAUGUGUUUCUAUUGCCAAAUAAAGAUUAUGAAAUUUAUA